Molecule: messenger RNA, 534 nt
Organism: Aspergillus udagawae
Lineage: Eukaryota; Fungi; Ascomycota; Eurotiomycetes; Eurotiales; Aspergillaceae
Exons: 4
Coding region: 1-534 (177 amino acids)
Source: RefSeq, a predicted model, not a curated record
AUGGCUUCUAUGAUUUCUUUCAAGGCUAUUUUCUGUUUUGCUGUUUGUUACCUCGCAACUUUGAGCUCUGGAGUAGGAUUGAUAGAAGAACUCAAAGUCGUCGAUGAGAAUACGAAUCUGAGGGAUUCCAACGUGGAGAGAGCAGUCGUUCCACUGGACUCGAAAUAUCUUCCUCGCGCCGAUACUGUCACCAUCACUGUCACGGAGACUAUCUGCGAACUUCCAAGCACGACUCUCUCAAAGCCUUCUACCACCAUUUGGAUCCCACCAGUUCCGACCAUGGCUACCACCGCUUCGAUGCCAACGUCUCAAACUAGCGUUUCCACGUCAGAACCUUCCACUACGUCGUCUGUAGUGCAGACGACUUCUCACCGUACCAGCUCGACUAGUAGCAGCGGUGCUUCUACCCCUCUUCCCAGCAGCAGUGAACCAUCAUACGCUCCUCCUCUGUCAGAUUCUGCCAAUGGUCAAGGGAAAAUACACUUUGCUCUGCUGGUAUGGAGCUUGGUGAUGACAGGUUUCAUGAACGUCUAG